Messenger RNA from Mugil cephalus (flathead mullet), 2013 nucleotides. It is a transcript of the gene ndel1a, whose product is annotated as nudE neurodevelopment protein 1-like 1a. Lineage: Eukaryota; Metazoa; Chordata; Actinopteri; Mugiliformes; Mugilidae. The transcript is spliced from 10 exons. Gene Ontology annotation, molecular function: microtubule binding. Gene Ontology annotation, biological process: mitotic centrosome separation; cell migration; centrosome localization. Bases 100 to 1086 code for a protein of 328 amino acids. The record is from RefSeq and is a predicted model, not a curated record. Gene Ontology annotation, cellular component: kinetochore; centrosome; kinesin complex.
GACAGCAGAGAGGACGGACUGGCCUCAGCGGCUCACACCACCGACCAUCAUGAACCGAUAAACAACACGGCUACGGGCGAUGUUCAGAUUUGUUUCUCAAUGGAGAUGGACAUGAUACCAAAAUUCACCUCAAAAGAUGAGGAAAUUGACUUCUGGAAGGCUCUUUCCCUCAAGUACAAGAAAGGCUGCCAGGAGGCCCAGGAGGAGCUGCUGGAGUUUCAAGAGGGGAGCAGGGAGCUGGAGGCCGAGCUAGAGGCUCAGCUGGGCCAGGCCGAGCAUCGCAUGAAGGACCUACAGUCGGAGAACCAAAGACUCAAGAAUGAGGCCGAAAACCUCAAGGAGAAGCUGGAGCAGCAGUACUCCCAGAGCUACAAGCAGAUCUCCAUGCUGGAGGACGACCUCGGCCAGACACGCAGCAUCAAGGAGCAGCUCCACAAAUACGUCAGAGAGCUCGAACAGUCCAAUGACGACUUGGAAAGAGCCAAAAGGGCCACCAUCGUGUCUCUGGAGAACUUUGAGCAGCGCCUGAACCAGGCCAUCGAGAGGAACGCCUUCCUGGAGAGCGAGCUGGAUGAGAAGGAGUCGCUGCUGGUGUCUGUGCAGAGAUUAAAGGACGAAGCCAGAGACUUGAGGCAGGAGCUCGCCGUGCGGGAGAGGCAGGCCGACGUAACCAGGAUGUCGGCUCCAAGUUCACCCACACAGGACAAUGUGAAGAUGGACAGUGCUGUCCAGGCCUCUCUGUCCCUGCCUGCCACCCCACUGAGCAAAGGUCUGGACAACGCCUUUGCCAACACAACAGGUCUAUCGAACGGUUACGGCAGCAACUCGCCGCUCACUCCCUCCGCCAGAAUAUCGGCCCUCAACAUCGUCAGCGAUUUACUCCGGAAAGUUGGGGCCCUGGAGUCGAAGCUCGCCGCCUGCAGGAACUUUGCCAAGGACCAGAAAGCGAGGAAGGCUUACGGCCUCGACAACAGCAACGCGCUGAACGCGAACACGGCCAGCUACUCGCAAGCGCUCCACACAUCGUACUUUGACAAAGCGACUGAGAUGGUCACGUUCCCUGCAUUAAUUCUGGGAGGAACAUGAACGGACUGGAACCCGGUAAACUGACGGCCAUCACCGCCCCUCCUGCUGCCUCCUCCGGUUUUGUGCCGCUCGCUGUGUGACGGUAACCUCCACUGAAACCGACACAGGGCAAAGAGAGAGAGAGACGACGCAAAUGGCUGUAAAACUGUAAAAUUUAAGUCUCCCCACACCGUCUUGACACUUGUGCUUCGUCCCCCACUGUAUUUAUCGGCCCCUGUCUGUUUAGUUUGUGCUGCUGUAUCUGCUGUUUGACCACACGGCUCACAAAGACUAUAAAUCUCUGUAGACUCGCUGAGGAUCUCCCCUGAUUUGUGGUUUCUGGGAUCAGUAAGUCGUCCAAAAAAUAUAUAAAUAUAAUGCAACUGCUGUUGAAAGCUUUGAGGGAACAGUCCUCUAAUGUUUCAUUAACCCACAUUAAUUAAUGGGUUGUGUGGAAUAAUUUAGAGGAACUUGUCUACAUUGAAUAUUAACGUUAUAAAACAUGUUAAACUUGAUCUAAAAUGAAUUUGGCUUUUAGCUGUAACUUCUGUUAGGUCUCAAUGCCUCCUAAAAGAAAAGGGACGGUGAGUCUUUGUGUCACUGUUGCGGGUCAAACCAUCUAACUUCUGAAGUAGGUGACAUGACGUGUGCAGUAUUGGUCAUAUUGAUCGUUGUUGAUAACCAGCCGGUAACAUGAUGGAUGCGUCGUAGUGUUCAGACCAGUUUAACCAGCGUUUAUACUUUCUGUUGUGUUUUAUCCGACUCAUUACACAAACACACUUUCAGUUCCGCAAGUGAAGCACUUUUGUGUGAACUUAAUUUUUUUUAUUUUUAUUUUUUUUCCCCUUUCAAGUGCAAUAUUGCCUGUUUGUUAUCGUGGGUUUAAUUUAUUUCAGAUUUCUUUUGUAGCAUGUUUCAAUAAAACAUGUAAUUAUACUCCACCUCCUA